This is a messenger RNA of Morchella importuna, 1773 nucleotides long. RefSeq lists its product as uncharacterized. The record is from RefSeq and is a predicted model, not a curated record. Bases 1 to 1773 code for a protein of 590 amino acids. The transcript has 8 exons. NCBI's taxonomy places the organism in Eukaryota, Fungi, Ascomycota, Pezizomycetes, Pezizales, Morchellaceae. Gene Ontology annotation, biological process: transmembrane transport. Gene Ontology annotation, molecular function: transmembrane transporter activity.
AUGCUAGAACCCAGUGAUGUCUCUCUCGAUAUCGAAAGAGCAGAAAGACAAGCUUCCCAUCAACUCCACAGUCCCUCAAACACAGAUAGCCCUGUAGAGCCUGACUACCCCUCCAGCAGUUCCUCGGAUACACAUACAAACAACGAUGAUGACCUGAGUAGGCAAUAUACGCACCGCGACAUCAUCCCUGGGCCUAGGAAUGAAGACUCAAACAGGAUCCAGCUCGAAAGGCAGAGGACCCACUUAUCAAUAUAUAGUAAUACAGUGGGACGUACGGUGAAUGAUUAUGCGGCAAAGGAUGGACUGCCUCCGUUUGGUGGUGGGAAGGAGUACCCGCCACAACUGCCACAUAGGGAGCAGUACGUGGUGGAAUUUGAGGGCAGUGAUGACCCAAUGCAUGGGCAAAAUUGGCCUUUAAAAAAGAAGAUGAUUACAGCUGCGGUCUUGGGAUACACCACUUUAGUUUCAGCAUGGGGUAGCAGCGUGUUUUCAUCUGCAACAGAAGCUGUAGCUAUCUAUUUCGGCAUUAGCGCCGAAGCCGCAAUUCUUGGGCUCUCAUUUUAUGUCCUUGGAUUUGCCAGCGGCCCCUUAAUCUGGGCGCCCAUGUCCGAGCUCAAGGGCCGCCGCCUUCCUCUCAUUCUCGGCAUCUUCGGCUUCUCCAUCUUCCAGAUCGCCGUUGCUGUAGCCAAAGAUGCCCAAACCGUCUUAAUAUGUCGAUUCUGGGGUGGAUUUUUUGCAUCCUGUCCUUUGGCGGUCGUAGGUGCUGUAUUUGCAGAUAUAUUCACACAGGAGACCCGGGGGUCUGCUAUUGCAGUGUUUAGUAUGGCUGUUUUCUCGGGACCGUUGAUUGCGCCGAUUGCUGGAGGCUUUAUCACUGAGAGCUAUUUGGGGUGGAGGUGGACGGAGUACACCACAGCUAUUAUGGGCUUUGUGGCGCUAUUCCUAAAUAUCUUCUUUUUAGAAGAGACAUAUCCACCAGUUAUCCUUGUUGCGAAAGCGUCAGAACUGAGAAGGCUCACGAGAAAUUGGGGAAUACAUGCAAAGCAAGAAGAGAUCGAGGUCAACUUUAAAGAGUUGAUAUCAAAGAAUUUUGGACGUCCUUUGAAAUUGCUCUUUAGUGAGCCGAUUAUAUUCUUACUGAGCCUUUAUACUGCAUUCAUCUAUGGUAUAUUAUAUAUCUUCCUUACAGCAUAUCCUAUAGUUUUCCGUGAAAUCAGGGGUUAUACUCUCGGUGUGGCCGCGCUUCCAUAUCUGGGGAUGGUGAUCGGAAUGAUUUUGGGAGGCCUUAUGGUGAUUGCAUUUCAACCAUGGACCAACAAGAGAAUGAGGGCGAAUAAUAAUGUGCCAAUCCCGGAGGAUCGAUUGGUACCGGCGAUUAUUGGGAGUAUAGUGUUUCCUAUCGGAUUGUUCUGGUUUUCUUGGAGCGGGAACUACCCUGAAGUUCACUGGGUGGUACCCACUCUAGCCGGUAUUCCCAUCGGAAUCGGCCUCAUCACCAUUUUCCUCCAGUCACUCAAUUAUCUCAUAGACGCUUACCUCAUGUUCGCUGCCUCAGCUAUUGCUGCAAACACCUUUCUGCGCUCUGUCUUUGCAGCAGGGUUUCCGCUGUUUGGAAGGCAGAUGUUCCAUAACCUGGGUGUCAACUGGGCAGGUUCGUUGCUAGGGUUCAUUGCAAUUGCAAUGAUACCAAUACCAAUUUCUUUCUUCCUGUUUGGGGCUAGGAUUAGAGCGAGGUCGAAAUGGGCCCCGACAACGGAGGUGAAUGGUAAAUGA